AUGCCUCUUCUUCGAAAUAUCCAAAACAGGCGACCUGCCCGAAAACACAUCAACCCCCACCGCAUCCUCUUCACAAGUCUACUUCUUCCCGCACUUGCGCUAGCCGAUGACGAGCCUACCUCCUCAACAAGCCAAAUCACAGAACCUUUCGUCGACCAAGUGACGGGGCUCACCAUGGAACGAUUCUUUGGUUCCAAGACCUCAUUCACUUUUGCAUUCGCACUACCAGACGCCAACACCGCCACAAACACUACAGCGGGUUCUUUUAUCGGCCGGCUACAAUUUCCUCUCGCCAAUGGUGAAGGAUGGGGUGCAGCUGGACUGACAGGAGAUAUGGAAGGAAACUUUAUCUUGGCGGCGUGGCCUGAUGGAAAAGGAGGAGUCAUGUCAUCUUUCCGACAAGCUAUAGACGAAGAUAACCCAGCUGUGGUCAAGGGAGACUUCAAGGUCAGGCCCAUACCUGAUGGAACAUCAGUCAAUGCAACUUCGUUGCUUUACACAUUUCUUUGCGAGAACUGCCUCGACAGCACACUAGGUCUAGGACCCGAAGCCGCCUCUGGAAAUGCGGUUAUGGGAUGGGCGCUAUCGGAGAGACCACCAAGAGGAGAUGCCUCGGAUCCUGCCGCUUUUCUAGGGUUUCAUGAGAAGGGCUUUGGACCUUUCACUGCCCGACUCGCUCAAGCCAAGAGUACUGGGUUUGAUGCCGUUGCUGCAAAGGCGCUAGACCCUGUAGGGAUCUCACCAAAGGCUGUUGCAACAGUCCCCAAUGCGUUCCAGGAUGGAGGUAGUGGUGAUGAGGAUAGUGGUGACGAAGCAGGCGAUGUUGAUAAUGACUCAGGGGACGAGUCAGAUGACGAUGAUUAG
This is a messenger RNA of Fusarium pseudograminearum CS3096, 864 nucleotides long. RefSeq lists its product as uncharacterized. The record is from RefSeq and is a predicted model, not a curated record. The transcript has a single exon. Bases 1 to 864 code for a protein of 287 amino acids. NCBI's taxonomy places the organism in Eukaryota, Fungi, Ascomycota, Sordariomycetes, Hypocreales, Nectriaceae.